Molecule: messenger RNA, 6009 nt
Organism: Durusdinium trenchii
Lineage: Eukaryota; Dinophyceae; Suessiales; Symbiodiniaceae
Source: the annotation of a GenBank genome assembly
AUGGCUGAUGAAGAGUACCUGAUCCGGGAUCCCGUGACCGGCAAUUGGAUGGCGAAGAAAGGACUGAUCCCAAAGGAUUCAGCGGAAGUACAGGUUCGACUGGACUUCACCCGCCGGGGACAUCAUGAAGACCGGUGGGACGAGCUCAAGACAGCGGGAUAUUCCCGGAAGGACCGGCAAAAGCUCCAAAGAGCCAUGAAGGAGAUGGACAUCCACUUCGGCAAGGUCAGUGAACUAUACAGCCCACCUCGCAUCAGCCCUGAGGCAGCAAAGCGAGGCCUGGAGACCGGCACGUGCUUCGACCUCCAGACCGGUUGGGACCUCAGUCGGGAGGAAGACCGGCGCCGAAUGUGGAAGACCUUGCGAGAAGAGAAGCCCGACGUGAUCAUCGUCUGUCCACCCUGUACUGCCUUCAGCCGAAUGCAGGCCCUGAACAAGGGUCGAAGAGACGAAAAGAAAGCCCUACAAGUGCUUCACACCGGCCGAGAACACCUUCGACUAGCCGCAGCAGUCAUUCGCUGGCAGCUGAAGCAAGGGAGGAGCAUCGUGUUCGAGCAUCCAUCCACGGCAACCUCAUCGAAGGAAGAUGAACUACAAGAGCUGUUGGUCCGCCAAGACUUGCAUCAGAUCGACAGCCACAUGUGCGCCUUUGGCAUGAACGUGACAGGCAAUGGUCUGAACUUGAAGCCAACUCGGUGGCUGACAGACAUGGAGGAGGUGGCUCAACGCCUCAACCGCCGAUGUGAUGGCUCACAUGAACACGAAGCACUUGAAGGAGGCAACAAAACCAGACUUGCGCAAGUCUACCCUCCGGAACUGUGCCGGCAGCUCGCAAAGGGGAUACAAGAACACCUGACGAAGAAGUGCCCUCAGAAGCAAUACAUCCUGGAGGUGUUCGCAGAAGAGGAGUCCGAGGCGGAAGAGAUUGAGGACGACGACAACUCCGGCGAAGCGGAGGAGGAGUAUGAGGUGAGCGAGGAAGAGAAGAAGAUGAUCCUGAAGGUGCAUCGGGCAGUGGGCCAUCCUCAACGGCCCGAGUUUAUCAGGUUCCUGAGAGCAGCCAGGGUGAAAGGAGAGAUCAUCCGAUGGGCCGCCAAGGAAUUCAAGUGCGAUGUGUGCGAAGCCAAAGCACACCCAAAGGCAGCGCGACCAACUACGCUGCCUCGUUCGUUCCAACCGGGCAGAGUGCUCGGUCUCGACCUCUUCUACAUUGCGGCUCCCGGUGGUGGCAGGCUGACUACCCCGGUCCUGAAUAUGGUCGAUUGGGGCACCAACUACCAGAUGUGUGAACUGCUGAGCUCAAAAGGUCCAGAGGAGAUCUGGGACACCUUCAUGUCCACGUGGGCCAGAACAUUCGGCCAACCAGAAGUCAUUGUUUGUGAUGCUGGACGCGAAUUCAUGGGACAUUUCAUCCAGCGAGCUACAGCUGAAGGCAUCGUGGUGCACCAGAUAGCCGCAAAAGCCCCCUGGCAAGCAGGGAAAACGGAACGACAUGGAGGCCACUUCAAGGAGCUGCUGGAUAAGGCCAGAUCUGAGACGGUGGUGCAAGACGAGAGAGACCUUCGCCGCUUGAUCAUGGAGGUGGAGCAGGCCAAGAAUCGGUACUCCAAUAGGAGCGGUUUUGCUCCGAUUCAGAGGCAGAUUGGACAGUGGCCAAGACUUCCAACGGCCAUUCUGUCAGACGAAGGAGUGGAUCCCAUGCUCAUCAACGGCAUGAUGGUGGACGACAUCGAGAAGCUUCAUGAAAUGAGGCGGGUGGCUCACAAAGCCUUUUGUGAGUACAACGCAAGACAGUCAUGGAAGAAAGCACUUCGGGCCAGACCAAGAAUUUGGACCGACUACAAGCCUGGAGAGUACGUGUUCGUCUACCGAGUCCCAAGACAAAGGAAAAGGAAGCACUCAGCUCCAAUCGAGGAGCACUCCAACAAGGCGACUUGGGUAGGUCCUGGAGUCGUCAUCAUGCCGGAUGGCGCGAACCUAUGGAUCUCGAUGCUGGGAGAAGUUUGGAAAGUUGCCCGAGAACAAUGCAGACCAGCCACCGACGAUGAAAAGACGGGCAUUGAGGCAGUGAUGAGCGAAUGCCAAGAGCUGAUAGAAGAAUUCAAAAGGGCACCUCACCGAUCUGGGUACAAAGACUACACGGACGACCCAUGGCCAGAUGAUGAAGAAGGCCAAAGUCCGGAUGAAGAGCCAGGUCGAAGGGUGAGAAUCCAGCCAGAUCCUGAUGAGUUGAGCUAUGUCCCCACUGUGGCAGACGAAGAGAUUGAGCCAAUCCAAGAGGCACAGGUUCGAAGACGAUCAAUAGCCGAGCCAGAGCAGGAAGAAGCACCAGCCACACCACUAUGGAACCCCUAUCCAGAUGGGGUGCCAGAGACUCCACCUCUGCCAGACCGGGCGGGGAUCACAGCUCCCGCUGGUCCGGAGGAUGCAAACCACUCCAGAGAGACUUUAGACCGCUCCAUCAGCCAGGCCUGGAGAUUAGACGGACAUCCAGAUCAAUCAUCAGGUCCAAUACUUCGCUUGAGGCAACGAUACCAAGCGGCAGCCCCCUACUUGACAGAGAAGGAAUGGUACUUCAUCGGCGACGAGGAGGCCACGGAUGCGGAGGAAGAACAGAGACAGGUGGAGGAAGAGCGCAAAGAUCGGGCCAGAAAUCUCGACCGUCGUCACCACCACAAAGACUACUGGGAGGUGAACCUCAAGGAGGGCACUAUGACCCGUCACCAUCUGAGGAGGAGGAAAGCCCCAUUCGAUCCCAGGGUCAGUGGAGAUGCUCCAUUUCCAAUAGAAUGUCUAGGACCCGUGCGCAAGACCACCCUCUGCCAGAAGAAGAUUUCUGACACCAAGGAAGACGACUGGGUCAAGAAGGAGUUGCGCCCGACAGCAUAUUGGUGGACUGGUUCAACGACCUUCACCGUUAAGAACCACAAGGAGCUGGAGGCAUGGGCUGCGGAAAGGAAAGGUCAAGAUGAUGUGGACCUAGCUCAAGAAGACGAACAAGGUCGUGAGGAGUGGGCUCAAUCAGACCUCUCCGAAUGGACAAAGGGGCUAGCUGAACUCACCUGGACUAUGCUGCUGAUGAAAGAGCUCCAGGACGGCCGGCUGAACAUCAGAGACUGGCGCCAACAGCUGAAGACCGAAGAGCUCAUGGUGAUCAGCUCAGAGGCCACGGAAGAGUACCUCAAGGAAAGCCUGGCAGUGGUAGGUGGUUCGAACGUAGCUUUGCGGAAGGUGGUCAUGUCUGGCAUGUUUAGCAUCAAGCCGACAGAUGACGCCAUGCAGUUGCGAGAGUCCGCCAAGAAGGUCUCGACCUUGCUUCCUGCCCUGGAGAGGAAGGUCUUAGCGAGUUUGGAAGAGGCUGCCGCGAAGCGGUCCCUGCCUGGGUGCGCGGUGAUGAAGUUGAAGGGAUGGGUGUGGACAAGGUGCAUUUGGCGAGACGAGCUGGACGUUCGGGAAGCGCAGCUGGAGAAGAUCGCCACGGAGCAGCGGCGCAUCGCCGUGGCCUUGGAGCGCAUCCAGGCGGCCCUGGCGGAGCAUUCCGCCCAGCACCAGGAGGCCAAGGGGCGCCACGGGGAAGCCGAGUCGGUGCUGCGCGAGGCGGUAGAGAGGGAGCCUGAAGCUGGAGAGAAGGGGCAACAAGCGCUCGCGCGGCGCCGGAGUGUGAACCGUGGCGCGUGGCAGGGCCACCUGCAAAGAGCGCUGCAGGUGGUGAAGCACGCGGAUGCGCAAUGUGCGGCACGGGUGCUGAACGCUUGCUCCAGGUCUCCGGUGCAAGAUUUGGCUAAUGAGGUGGCAGAUGCUUACCAGGACCGUGCCAAGCGUUUGCUGGGGCAGAGCAAUGUGCGACAGCUCGCCACCGCGGCCAAUGCCAUGGCCAGGAUGCUCAUCCGGGAUGAGGACUACAUUCUGCGCCUCUCCAGGGAGUUGCGGAUGAAGUUCCAGAAGUGUAACACCUUCCAGGCCUCGUUGAUCGCCAACUCCUACGCGCGGCUCAUGGUGGUGGAAAGGACGCUCUUCGGCCAGCUUUUACCGGCCUUUGCCGUCGCCAACGGCCAGCACUUCCGGGUCAAGGACUUGGCGCUGGUCAUGCACGCCUACGCGAAGGCGCAGCUGCGCAGCACGGCGGUCUUUGAUGCCUUGCGGCACCGGUGUCGUGAGCAGACGGAACACAUGGACUGCCAGGCACUCAGCGUGAUCGCCGCGGCGCAUGCGAAGCUGCUGAUCUCGGACGAGCCGCUCUUCCAGGCGCUGGCGUGGCGCUUGCGCUCCUGUGCUCGAACGUGCACCUUCCAGGCUGUGUCCAAUCUGGCAAACGCCUACGCCAAAUUUGGCUUCGAGCGGCCGCCCAUGGCACCGGAGGGCAGCACGCCCAUGUUUGCAUCGUCGUCCGGGCCGCGCGGACCGCGACCUCCACGCAGCACGGUGGGCGUGACGGAGGCAGUCUUCGACCUGGUGAUGGAAGAGCUCCCAAGGCUCGUGAACGAUUCGAAUGCCCAAAGCAUUGUGCUCUUGAGCCAUGCAGCCGCACGUGCAGGCCAACACCGUCGCUGGGGUCCGCAGCUGGCGGAGCGCCUGGCGCCCUUGGCACAGCGCGAGAUGGGCUCCUGUGAUGGAGCGCAGUUAGGCAUGAUGGCGGUGGCUUUUGCCGAGCUUUGGCCUCUGGAAGACUCCUCGAAGGGCUUCUGGCUGGCGUUGCUCGAGGCCGCCGCGGCAGCUCCACUGGGUGCCUCCGACGCCGCCAACUGCGGCGUGGCCUUUGCCGCCGUCCAGCUGCCGGCAGAGCAGCUGGCGCGGCUGGAGCUGUGCCGCUUCAGCGAGGACAGCGCCGCAGGCGGCCUCUCGCCGCAGUGCGCCUGCGCUCUGACGCUGGCGCACGCCUACGGCGGCCUCUGGGCACCACAGUUCCUCCAGGCGUUGGAAAACCAAGUGCCUGAGCUCUUGUGGCAGGCUACUGAUAGCGUGGCCAGCCGCUGGGCGCUCAGCUUCGUUUUGGCGGGGCAGCGAGCGCUGCCCUUGGAGCUUCGAUCUGCGGUGCGGCAGCAGGUCUUGCGCCAGGCGAAGGCUUCGGAGAAGGAGGAGCUGGACGACGCCUCCCUGAUCGCAGCAUGUCAGGGUGCUGCUGCCCUCUUGAUGCCUGAAGUGACUGUGAUUGAAAGUGACCAGCCAGGCAUGCAGCAGAUCGCCUGGUGGGAGAUCCUGCGCCCGCCUCCGUGCGCUCCACGCCUGGCUGCGGCAUGCGUCCGCGACGAAGACGCCGAAGAGCUCCGCGCGGCGGCGCAGCGGCUCGGGGAAGCGCUGCGGAGGCGGCGGGCGAGGCUGGGGAGCCUCCUGCUGCGCCUCGCGGCGCCCCGCACGACUCGCGCGGGGGCGCCGCUGAGUCCCGCGAGGUUUGCUGGGCUCUCGUCGCUGCUUCUGCCAAGCGUCAAGCAGACUGCGACUGAGGCACCCGCCAGGACCUUGGAGGCGCGGAAGCGAUUGCGCCGCUGGCUGAAGCGCAGCUUCUUGCGGCCUCAGGAGAUGGGCCAUGACUUGGUGGUGGUCCUGUUGGUGCCUGAGGAGGUUCAUGUAGUCUUCAUCCUGGAUGACCAAACCACCUUCAUGUACCCGGGCGAGCCCUGCGCCGCAGGAGAACGGCUGCACCCCGAUGCAGAGUUGCACGGCUGGCUCCUCGCGAAGGAGGGCUAUGUGGUGCUCCGUGUGCGCUGCGAGCUGCUGGCCGAGCUGCUCCAAGAGGACCCAGGCGAUGCUGCAGGUGAAGCGCAUCCUCUGGUGGUGAAAGCCUCCAAACCCGCCUUCCUGAGCUGGCUCGAGGAUUUCGCCCGGCAAUGGCUCGCAGCGAGCCCCGCCAUCCCCACCGAAGAAGGCGGCCCCAAAAAGGUCCGAACGCAGGAUGUGUGGGAUGUUUCGGUGGCUGGAAGCAUCGUGGAGCCCCAAAGCUUCACCAAUUCAUCCAAUCGUCCAAGCACACAGGAUGGAUGGACAGGGCAUUUUGAAGUGGGACGCCUGUAG